UUUAACCCACAAUCAUUUUGUAACAUUGAACAAUGGGCCAUGAAUUCGAACAUACUCCUCUUACUCAUUCCUUGUAUUCAUUUCAGGUUGAGUGGACAGCGCCAGGUUCCCAACAAAUGGAGAAAACAAAGCGUGUUCUUCAUAGCUGUAACAGAAAGUUAGGGCUAUUUUCUGAAAAGUUAAACAAUGUUGUAGGGCUUGAAGCAAAAAGUGAACCAGAUUUCUCCCCAAGUGGUAGUGGCCCAGUAGACAGUGCUCUUGGGACAGACUACAAAUCUGAGAGAAUAGCAGAUUUGGAGAAGACGAUGAGCAGACUGAAAAAUGCACUAGUGUCACUGGAAGAGGACAACUUGAGACUGAACAAGAAGAUAAGAGGAAGCAAAGAGGAAGACAGAAAAUCUUUGACGAAUGUUAAUGUUUUAGGCUCAACAAGUGGAAACAAUUCACAGGAAAUGGGUUCUGAUAACAGUCCAACCUCCAGAAUCAACGCACAUUCUGUCACUUUAAAUAUUGCCCAAACUUCCCCGGGGAUUAGGGAUAUGUCCAAAAUGGAGGAAAGAUGCAUUUUCUUGGAAAAGGAGAGACAGGACUUGCAGGCUAAGCUUUGCCGUAUGAAGGACUACUGCAAGGUGUGCGCCCACGAGCUCAAGAGGAUUCUCCCGAGGUACAAGGACCUCAAAGACUCGAACAAAAUCCUGGAUGAACGCAAUAAGAAACUGUCUGCCGAGAACCGCAGACUCGUCCAUUCCUUAGAGACUGCCGGUCAGUCAGAGGACAAAUCCAGGGAUCUCAGCCAGGCCCGGAACCAGAAAAAACGGGUUGGGCGAAACGGGGCGUGGGCGCGACAAGAGGAGGUCAACGAGCAAUGUGCCCAACUCACCCAGGAGAAGGGCCACCUGGAGGCCCGGGAGGCCUCCCUGGCCAAGGAUGUCAGUCAUCUCACGGGCGAGCCGGAGGUGAGCCGGGACGAUGUCCUUCAGGAGAGGAGGAGACCCCUGGAAGGAAGCACGCCGAGAGGCCUCAGCCCCCCGGCCUUGCCGGGCAGCCGGCAGCCAGCCCGUCUCGAAGAGGAGAACGAGACACUGCGGGGAGACCUAAGACGGAGCGUCGAGAGGUGCUCUGAGGCGGAGGGCAGAGCCAAACGACUGCGGGAAAAGCAGGCCAUAUUGGAGGGUUGCUUUUUCACCCUGCGGAAAGAGAAGGACCUGCUGCAGCUGGAGGUGCGCCGGCUCCACCGGGAGUACCUCGCGCUCAGCGCCAGCGUCGCCAUUCAACUAAGUGGGAGGAGUAACACUACUAGGGUAUUGGCGGGGUCGCUCAAGGUGUCCGGUAUUAGUGAUGGCGGUGGAGCGAGGCAGCAGGAGAACCCCAGGCAACCCCUGCACAGCAGCCCUGUUACCAGAGGAACCCCCCAUCACCCCGUAGGCAGGGAGGCGAUUGACCAGAUACGGAAGCGGUUCGAGGAGGAGGAGCUUAAGAAAGCCCAGAGGUACAGCAGUGUCAUCAGUCAGAGCGAAUGAGGCAGCAGCGCUCGAUCAGGGGGGGCAGGGCUGAAUGGAUCGGAACGGAAUAUAUGUACCUCCCACACCACACAUGAGCAAGGUCGCAGGGGGUCAAGAGAGGUCUUAAACACUGUAGGUUGCCUUAGAGC
Messenger RNA from Esox lucius (northern pike), 1651 nucleotides. RefSeq lists its product as uncharacterized. Lineage: Eukaryota; Metazoa; Chordata; Actinopteri; Esociformes; Esocidae. The transcript has 2 exons. The coding region runs from base 33 to 1520 and encodes 495 amino acids. The record is from RefSeq and is a predicted model, not a curated record.